Molecule: messenger RNA, 808 nt
Organism: Ceraceosorus guamensis
Lineage: Eukaryota; Fungi; Basidiomycota; Exobasidiomycetes; Ceraceosorales; Ceraceosoraceae
Exons: 1
Coding region: 138-698 (186 amino acids)
Source: RefSeq, a predicted model, not a curated record
CUUCCAUGCCACCCACACCCCCACCCAAUCUCGCAGCGAGUGCGCAUGCGCAUUCAACAGCUCGCUCGCCCCACUCCACCAGCUCCAACAUCUCCCACUCACCAACCACUCACCGCGGCCGCCGCUCAGCAAUCUAAAUGUACGACCCGCUGGCCAUUCGCUCGCCUGGCGCCAGGCUGCCUCAUUUCGGUGCUGCUCCAAAGGUCGAGAGGCAGAGGAUGUGGAGCUGUUGCGCCUCAUCCAAAAGCGAGCUCUCACCCAUCCACACUGCGCCAUGCCACGGCUUAUCUCUGCGCGCAGCCCAUCUCCCUCUCCUCUGGCUACACCCACACUCUGACUCACACCCACAACCCCCCCAUCGAGGUCACGUGGUCUCAGGGUUCGCGCAUCGUCGCUCAUCUGGCUCAACACUCGUGACUACGCACCGCUGGUGGAGCAGUUGGAGGAGUCGAAUCGCUUGGUGCAUGGCCAUCUACUCCCAACCGCCCAUCCACGCCUUUUUUCCAUCACUUUGCCCUUUGGGCUCUCGGCGUCGGCGUCCCUCUUUCUCGAUCAAAACCUCGACCUCGACCUCGACCUCGACCUCGACGCCGACGCAUCCCUUCGACAUCAACUCAUCGCACCUGCACAGGCCAUCCUGUACUGCACGCAUCCCCAGUCGCCGAAAGAUGCGCAGUGGGUGGAGGCGCUGCAGGUGAAGCACAAGUGGCAGCUGCAUCCGCAUCAGCAGGGCGCACUGGCCAUGGCGCGGUGGGCGCAGCAGCAGCAGCAGCAGCAAGAGAGCAUCGACGGUGAUCGCCGAGGAGAG